AUGGGGAUCAUGCCGCUGAAUUCAAAUUUGAAGAUUGCUGUCAAUAUACCCCCCUCGGCGGCCAUUGCGCGUCAACGGGCAUGCUAUCGGAUGUCACUCGCCCUCAACUUGAUCGUAGUAAUCACACUCUUUAUCACAAUCUAUGCAUCCAUUUUCCUUCUUAUCAUUCUUGCCACCCCGGACAACCCUCGUCUGUUCGCUCGCUCACCCGCAUUAACAAAUUCUCCAAGCGGCGGUUAUGCACCGGUUUGGGUAGAUUGCCCCAAUGACUUGUCGGUCAGACAACCAACAUUAGCUGGUCCACUAGCUUCCAAGGAAGCAGAAUAUAUCAAAAAACGGACACUCAAAUCCGUUCCUUAUUGGCGCUCUUAUCUUUCCCGCGCGGGUCUCUCAGACUUUGACAUCGAGUCAUUCUUGAAAAAAGCUUCAACCCAAGGAGCUGUGAGAGGACUCACAUUGCCCAAUGUCGGUUUGGCACUCUCAGGCGGAGGACCUAGGGCAGCUUUGAUUGGGGCUAGUAUGGUACACGCUUUAGAUGAUAGAAAUCCCGAUGCGGUCAGGGCCGGCACCGGGGGAAUUAUCCAACUGGUCAACUACAUUACUGGACUCAGUGGGGGCUCUUGGUUCACUGGCUCAUGGUCCACCAGCAAUUUCCCUGAUGUCCGAGAAUUAGUUUCUACAUGGAAACUGCAGCAAGACAAUCAGCCGCUGGAUUGGGAGACGGUCAAGAAAUACCCACCAGCAGUCAAGAUUGCAAGAGAAAAGGCCAAUGCUGGUUUCCCGGCUAGUCUUGUGGAUGUGUGGUCUUUGAUGGUUGGGAAGCAUUUUCUAAACGCCCCCGAUUACGGGAAAAGUGUUUUGUUCAAUUCUAUUAGGGACGUUCCCGCAUUUCAAAAUUACGAUGCCCCCUUCCCGAUCAUUGUAGCUACGAGUCGUGGAGAGAAAGGACGCAGUAAUAUAAACCUACAAACCCCUAUUUAUGAAUUCACCCCGUACGAAUUCGGUGCAUGGCAUCCUUCAAUGAACGGUUUCAUUCCGAUCGAUUACCUUGGCACUAGCAUGUUCGACGGAAAAACUAUCCCACAAUCACCGUGUGUCAAGGGGUUUGACAACGCUGCCUUUAUAAUGGGUUCUUCUUCUAAUAUCUUGAGUGAACCGUUCGCACCCAACGAGAAAAUGACGUUGUGGAAUAAGAUUGUCGCUGGGCUAUAUGAAUAUUUCACUCGCCACAUGUAUGACGAAGCACUGGUAUUUAAUCCAUUCAAUGGGCUAGGUAUAGGAUCUGGCACUAAACAGGAAUUUCCGGAUGGUAAAGAUACAUUGCUUUAUCUUGCAGAUGGCGGCUUGGGAGGCGAAAACAUGCCGCUGUGGCCCUUGAUGCAACCUGCGAGAAACCUGGAUGUUAUAAUUGCGGUGGACGCCCAAACAGACGGAGUAGGAUAUGUAAUCGACGCCCGAGGCUAUUCCAAUGGAACGUCUCUAUACAUGUCUUAUCAAAAAACCUUACUACCUGAUUACAAAGGCUAUAAAUUCCCCAAGAUUCCUGAUUACCGCUCGACGUUCAGUGAAUUAGGCUUACACCAACGUCCAUCUGUGUUCGGAUGCUACGAGACCGACGCGCCUCUGGUGAUUUACUUCCCCAACUACUUUAUGGUUGCUGCCACAGAUUUCACGACAGUCCAAGCAUCUUACACUCAAGACGAGGUUGACGCCGUGUUUGAUAAUGGAUUUGCGAUUGCGACUCAAUCUAUCGGGAAAAUCAAGAACAACACACUACUAUCUCAAGGGAUUGAAGAGAAUCUUCAACGUUCCGGCGAGUUCGCGACUCCUGAAUGGUCUACUUGUGUUGCAUGUACUUUGAUUGACCGCCAGCUGCAAAGGGAUGGCAUACCUCGGACAUCGCAGUGCGAAGCCUGUUUUCGCCAGCAUUGCUAUGUGGAAUCCUCCUCAACUACAACUUGA
Puccinia triticina is the source of this 1962-nucleotide messenger RNA. RefSeq lists its product as uncharacterized. Gene Ontology annotation, cellular component: cytosol. Gene Ontology annotation, biological process: glycerophospholipid catabolic process. The record is from RefSeq and is a predicted model, not a curated record. NCBI's taxonomy places the organism in Eukaryota, Fungi, Basidiomycota, Pucciniomycetes, Pucciniales, Pucciniaceae. The coding region runs from base 1 to 1962 and encodes 653 amino acids. Gene Ontology annotation, molecular function: A2-type glycerophospholipase activity. The transcript has 18 exons.